AGAGAGAGAGAUUGAAGGAGAUGAUUUGGUUGCGUGUGCAGAACCAGAAUAUAAAACACCGAAGUCAGCAUCUCCCCCUCAUCAGCAGCAGUAUGGGCUGAGCCUGUGCUGCAUUCAACCCCCCAGCCCAUCUUGGACCCCUCCACUUUCUCUCAAGCUGAUGCUGUAAGCAGGCAGCCAGCAGGAGCGGAGGCUAUCUAGAGGUGCCAACACACUGCACAGCCAUGCCUUCAAGAAAAGCAAGGGAAGGAAGUGGCUAGAAAGUGGAAAUAUACCACCGUAACUUACUGCUGCCAAUGAGAAAAAGUGGGAAGGAAAAAAGAGUGAGAGUAAGUACAAGAAUAUACAGGAAAGGGAGACCGCGAAGAGGGAACGCGGACCUUACUGUCAAACCAGUGGAUUUAUAUAUACACAGAUAUGUAAAAAUAUUAAACAAUCGAAACUGCCUUUCGCCGAUUUAGAAAAGGAGGUCAAACAGAAGAAGAGAGGUUGCAACGAACAGAGAAAUGCCCUCAAAGUGAUGGAAAGGACCAGAACAGUCAACAUCACACCUGCCUCCAUGCCAGCUAACCUGCUGCUGCUUCUGCUACUUGGAGUGCGUGUGCUGGCCAUUUGCCCACCCAUGUGCACCUGUAGCAGGGGCCACAGAGUCGUGGACUGCUCUGCCCGUGGCUUGAGUCUCCUUCCUGACAGCCUCCAGCACAACAUUCAUUUCCUCAACCUGUCUCAUAACAGGCUCCAAGACCUUGAUGGACUCCUCAGCCAUCUUGACCACUUAAGAACUCUGGACAUCUCCUACAACCACCUCCACCACUUUCCGGUUGGCCUGCCCCGAGCUCUUUGGGACAUACAUGCUUCUGGAAACUACAUCCGUCAGUUGGAAAAGAAUGACACUGCCUAUCAUUGGAACCUUCAGUCUCUGGACUUGUCAAAGAACCAGCUUGAACGGGUGGUUUUGAUUAACAACACCCUGCCUAGCCUGCGAGCUCUCAAUUUCAGUCACAACAAAUUCUGGACUGUCCCAACGAAUAUCCCCCAUAACGUGGAGAUGGUGGACCUCUCUCACAACUACUUGCUGCAGAUUUUACCUGGCUCGCUGGAUCGGCUGCAGAGGCUCUCUAGGUUCUACCUGCAUGCAAAUCGGUUCACCUCGUUGAGUGACGGUGUCUUCAGUCAGCUGGUGGGACUACAGCUCCUAACACUCGGAGAUAACCCUUGGGCUUGUGAGGAUGAGGAGAACAUUAACCAUCUACUGACAUGGAUGCAGCAGACCACAGCGAAAAUCCUGGGCUGCCCUUGCUACACCAGGCCCACGUGUGGGGAGGUCCACCUAGUCACCAGGAGAACCUGGCUUUCGGCAUACACAGAGCCCCCCCUGGGUGCCGAUGCCCGUAAUCCUGGCCACCGAGCACCAAUGCAGGUAGUUACCUCUGGAUAUCUGCCUAAGUCAUCUCUGCUGAACCUCCCUCACAUUCCGAAUGCUGCUAACGCUUCUGGAGCAGGGGAGCAAGUGCUGAGCAUGGGUGGGGGAUUUCUCACUUCAACCCCACAUAGUCCGUCCACAAAGACAAGCACAACAAUCCGAACACGUAGCACGAAGAAGGUCCUUCCAAACCGAGCUCGCAGCACAAGUCAUCAAAUCCGAAGGUGUAACUUUGAAACUGCAGUUCUGAAUCUUUUAUGCAUUGCAGUGAUUUUCAGUGUUUUGUAGAUUUACAUAACAAUAUUGAACUAAAAAGCUGAAAGAAUGCAAAAAGAUACUCACCUGUUUGGUCUUAAAACAUAACACUCGUGAUCAUUCUUCACCGUAUGCAAUUUCGGGCUGCUUUCAACAAACUUAUGGCUUUCUAUGGAUGUGACUGAGUAUCAUAUGGCUACUGUGUAUACUCGCAUCAUCUAGAAUGCAUACAAGUACAACAGAAUUACCAGUUUAUUGGUGAGGCAAAAAGAAUGCACUUUUCCAUUAAAAAUAGAAUGCACUUUACAAUGUUAUGCAACGCUUGCUCAUUUAAAUGUUCAAUUAAACUUUAAAUUGAAACAUUUUAAUGACAACUCCGUAUUAUGAUGUUGCGUUCUAUGAAUAUAAAAAAAAACUGGGAUCUGUAACAACACAUUAAGGUAAGAAUAAAGUGAUACGGUCUUUAAACUGUUUUCGCUAUACCUUAGCUAUAAAAUAAUAAGGCUUUAAAGGAACAGUAUGUAGGAUUGUGGCCAAAACUGGUAUUGCAAUCACAAAACUUGUGGCUAAAACUGGUACUGCAAUCACACAACUGGUGGCCAAUACACAAAAUGACAACAUAAACAUCAGUUGAGGGCUGCAACUCCACUUUUUAAAUGACAAUAUCCUGGCCAGACUACUGUUGUCAGUGAUAUAAGUAUUUGAAAUGAAAAUGAUUUCUUAAUGUCUAGUGACAUAUCAGGGCCAUUUUAUGAUUAAUUGAUAUAAAUUUCUUACAUACUGUUCCUUUAACUGUGAAAAUGUAUUUUAUUUAUAGAAAAUUCAACUGGCUAAUUAAAGGUCCACUUUGUAGAUCUUUAGCGGCAUCAUUGUGUGAGACAACUUGGUGACAAAAUGUGCUCUAUAGAAAAGUUUGUCCAUUUACGGCUACUGUAGAAACAUGGUGGCGCAAAAUGGCGACUUCCAUGUAAGGGGGCACGCGGUGUAUAUAGAUAAAAACAGCCCAUUCUAAGCUAAAAAAAACCAAUACAGUUUAUUUUGAAGGGUCCUUAUACACCACUGAUAAUAUAGUAUGUAUAUUGCAUUUCUACCAAGAGAUCCUUCUGAAAGUUACACACUGCACCUUUAAGCUAUGCUGGGCUGAAAAUGUUAAAGUAAAUUUGCUCAAGGGUUUCCCUCACAUAAAAGAGCAAUCCCACGAUGCCUCUUCUGCAGUAUACAGCACGCAUCAAGGUUGACCACCCAUUUCACAACCCUCCACUAAAUGGUUCACUGACCGAAUUAAUGUUAGCAGUCUAGAGAGUGUUUUCUCCAACCUACAUCCAAAACAAAUUCCCAAAGCUGGAGCAAAGGCACUUUCGCAAAACAGAGCUCCCUCUCACAAGGUCUAUGAUUUUUUGUUUAAAUGUAUUACUUAACCGCCUUUAAGAUAAUCUGAUUUUGUUUAAUAGCAAAUAUUAUUAAUAAGAAAUAGAGUAACAUUUAACAUGAACAAAACAGCUAGUUUUUCUUCUUCUGUUGAA
Misgurnus anguillicaudatus (oriental weatherfish) is the source of this 3201-nucleotide messenger RNA. RefSeq names its product oligodendrocyte-myelin glycoprotein (gene omg). Gene Ontology annotation, molecular function: protein binding. The record is from RefSeq and is a predicted model, not a curated record. Gene Ontology annotation, biological process: neuron projection regeneration. Lineage: Eukaryota; Metazoa; Chordata; Actinopteri; Cypriniformes; Cobitidae.